This is a messenger RNA of Podarcis lilfordi (Lilford's wall lizard), 12882 nucleotides long. Lineage: Eukaryota; Metazoa; Chordata; Lepidosauria; Squamata; Lacertidae. The record is from the annotation of a GenBank genome assembly.
AUGAAGAUCUGGAGCUCGGAGCACGAGUUUGGGUAAGGCGAGGACGGGAGUGGCGCGCGUUCCGUCCUUGACAGCAGCAGCAGCCCGCGCUGGCGGAGGGACAGAAAAACCACUGGUUCUUCCGAGCUCAGUGUUGCCUACACUGGCUGGCAGCGGCUCUCCAGGGGUCUCUCCCCGUCCCAUCGGGAGAUGCUGGGGGUUGAGCCUGUGCAAAGGAGAUGCUUUGGCAGUGAGCUACAGCCCUUCUCUAGCUGAGCUAUGGAGCUUCCUUUGGAAGGGAAAACGAAUAAAACUCCUCUUCCCUUCUCCGUUUCCGCUUGGUAUACAACUCGUGCUUUUUGGUCACCGGGAGAGGACAUCGGUAGCAUCCUGCCCCGGCGCUUGCUCCCUCACCAAGGGCUUUAAACAUGGUCUGUCGUGGGUUUGCGCUUGCUCCCAAAUGCCUGCCUUAUGAAAGACCUUUAAAAAUGUUGUCUUAGCUGCCCUUUAAGGUCUCUUAAGUGUUGUUGUGUGACUCACAUCUUCCUUGACCGUGGGUUGAGGACUGUGGGGUUGAUGCAGUUUGAAACAAAUGGUGGACUCCAGGUUGGGGACAGCUGGCCCCUGCGCUCUGUCUGUUGCUGUCUUUUUAUUAGAAAGGGAAGCAGUAAGUGUUUCUCCAUACACUGAGCUGCCCUGCAAAUGCCUGUGAUAUCUGGGGCAAAGGUGACAACUUCCUUUCUUCAAGGUCGUGUCAUGGUAAUACGCCUUUGCUGCAUAAACUGCUGAGUAGAACUGGUUUCUAAAAAUACCUCAGUGUAACUAAAGUAUGUUGCUAUUGCCAUGAAUGUUGCGGACAGAAACUUGGUAGGCCUUUGCCACUCUCGACUCCUUCAAGGGUUAGAACUGCUGCCCAGAAGAUGUUACUCUUGAGCCUUCAGUUCUGCUUUCCAUCAUUUUAAUGGGGCUUGGAAUAUUUUUGAGUGUGAGAGGCCCUCAGACUUUUUGGCUGGUCAUGGUUACCAAAGCUAAGCUGGUGAUUGCCAGGACUCCUUGCCUCCCUUUCAGUAUAUUAGGAUUGGGCUGCUGGUCCCUGACCUUCCCCUGCAUCCGUGCGCAAGGGCAUCAGCAAUCCCCUGUGUGGUUACAGUCCCUAUUACACUGCUUACAGUAAUAACAGUAAUUGCAGUGGUUACAGUGCUGAAGUUCAGAAGACCUCAUCUGUGUGGACAAUCUGUUCUCUGAUCACUUGGGACAUUAAUGCUGCCAGUGGUUCAAAUAGCGAUCUUCACUCUCCUACUCUGGAGCUAGAGAGAAUGGCUGGGUUUUCUUUGGUUGUUUUUUUUAAGGUGGCUGAAGAGACCUGAGCACCAAAAUGGGAAGCCCCAAUCUUUCUUUUCAGCUUGGAGCUGAGAUGAGGGUAUGGGAUCUUCCUCUUUGAUUUAUUAUGCCCUCUGAAACUCAGUUGACCUCUGGUUAAUGAUCUCUGACUCCUCAUCUAGAAGCUGGAGCAGAAGGAUGGGACUUUUCUUGUCACUCUUUCCAGGAAUGAUGGAAUACUAGUGGGGUGCAUAAUUGUGGACCGCUGUGAACUGUACCUAUUUGUUCUUCUAAGAAAUUGAGCUGUAAGACAUGAGGGACAUGGAGGCAGUGGUGCAAUUGUUCUGUCUAGCAAUUUAAGAGGGAAUUUUCUUUAGUAUUCCAGGAAAGGGUGGUUGAAAAUGGGAGGAGAGGUUGCCACAUCUUGCCUCUGUACAGAUGUGUAGGAAAUAACAUCAUGACAGUGGCUUCCUGGAAUUUUGCAAUAAAACAAGCUGAGACACUACCUGUAAUAGCUUGUAAUUAAAUGGGUGGAAAGUAGGUUAUGAUGUGUUCAGUGGGUUCUGUUUUUUGCAUUGCCAUAAAAAAGGCAUAUUCUUCUUCCAAAGAAAGAGGGGUUGAGACCCUAUGGCAUGAGUAUACUGAAUUAGCAGUAUGGCUUUGAAGGGCUCCUGAGACUAUCUAGCAGUUAAGUGCAAUACCAGAUCACUGAUGAUGUUGUUGGCAUAAGCUACUUGCAAAUAGCCAAAGUGCCAUAAAACACUUUCCCAGUAAUGAAGGAAAUGCUUAAAUUGCAACACCACACUCUUUUUAAAAAAAACUAAUGUAAAAGUAUGUUUCUCAAAAGUGUGAGAUAGCAGUGGAGCUAGGCAGGCUGAUACUGAAUAAGUGUGAUAAUCUCUGAAUUUAAGCAUGACUUUCUCUCUCCCUCAGUCCUUAUCUUUGUGAACAAGGACAGCCCAAUGUUAACUUCCUUUACUUAGUCACUGGGUUUCAUAAGUUCUUAUUAGCUUACUGAAAAUAUUUCACCACUGAGUUAAUGUUACUUAAGCAAUGAAUGUUUUCUGGAAAUGAAAGAUAUAUGCUACAUAGGAACAUAGAAUGUAGAAAGCUGGUUUAUACCAAGCUAGACCAUUUGUCCAUCUAGCUCAGCUUUUUCAACACUGAAUGGAAGUGUUUCUCCAGCAUUUCAGAUGGGAGUCUUUCCCCGUGCUUCUUGAACCUUGGAGCAUUUUCAUGCAAAGCGUGUUCUAUAACGUUAACCUAUAAUUCUUCCUCUUAUUUUGUUAUUGUGCAUAAUACUUCUACCACGGCUCUAAGCAUGCUUGAGUGUGUCCUAUUGAAAUCAGUGGGACCCAGUUCUGAGUAAGCAUGGCUAGGAUCCAGCUGUAAGAAUUGAUUUCCUAUUGCUGUGUCAAAUGCUUCUUCUCCAGAGGAGAACUUGUGCUAAAUAAGUGCUGAAAAUUGAAAGUGGUGUUUCUUGCCUUUAAUAUCUGUCACUCUGCUGUGCCUAGAAAGAGCUGCCAUCUAAACUAGAAGUAGUCAACGUUGUGCCCUCCAGAUAUUGUUGGACUGUCACUCCCACCUUCCCUGACCAUUGGCCAAAAUGGUUGGGACUGGUGGGGGUUUCAGGACAGCAGCCUUUGAAGAGGGCUAGAUCGGCAAAUCUCUGAUCUGACCAAAGUUUAUAUAGCACUAUAUUCUGAAACUUACUAAUUGUGCUGGUCAUUUGGGGGUGUCACUUAAACUGUAGAUGCUUGACAGGUUUGUGAACUGUCCUGAGAUCUUUGCCUGAAGAGUGGUAUAUAAAUUUAAUAAAUUAUUAUUAUUAUUAUUAUGGUUCAAAGGUCUUGCUCUCCAGACGUCGGCACUGGAGGAUUUCCCAACUCUUUGGAGUAGAUUUUAAGGAUGGAGAUUUGCUGCAGGGGGACAAAGGGGAAGUCUCAUUUUUCAAGCAGAAAUCUGUUCUGCUCUUGCAAUUUCAGUAUUGGAUACCACCUUAUACGUAUAGUACCCUUAUGCCAAUGUGCUUACAGUAGUUAACAGCCUAAUAGACCAAAUAUGAAGCAAGUGACAGGGGAGGAAGAGAAAAAUAAGCAAAUUCAGGUACCAACUCUUACAUUAUAUUAAAUACUGUGUUUUGGAAUGUAUGCUUUGUAUACCAUAAAUGCAAACCAAAAUGUUCAGUUUUAAUUAAAUUGCAUUUCAUACAGAGAAUUCUUAAUGCAUUGCCUGUUUCUCUUUCAUUUCAUUUUCCCUAGGCAUCCAUGGGAUACUGUAAUAAAAGCUGCCAUGAGAAAAUAUCCCAAUCCUAUGAACCCCUCAGUGGUAGGAGUUGAUGUCUUGGACCGAAGCCUUGACAAUCAAGGAAGGUUGCACAGUCACCGGCUACUUAGCACUGAAUGGGGCCUACCAAGUAUUGUAAAAGCGGUAAGUUUGUUUUAACCAUGGUGGCUAGUGGUAGGCUGAAUCUUUUUAUGAAAUAAAAACAUGUGUUCUAUUCUUGACUGCAUUGCACAUAAUGACUCUCAUAGUAAAUGCUUAGGCUAAAUUUCCUCAAGAGUUGCAACACACCUAGAGAACCUGGUUCAAUGAGACUCUUUGUUUGGACAGGGGCUAUCACUGCAUGCUUUACAGAAAUGCAUUUAUCACCAACCUUUUUGAUAUUUUGCUUGAUGGCUUGUUUUGGGUUACUGUGUUAGUAUUUGCUUUUAUUUCCUUUUUUUAAAAGAUUCUGGGAACAAGUAGAACUAUGACAUACAUUAAAGAACAUUCUGUAGUUGAUCCGGUGGAAAAGAAAAUGGUACUGAGCUCCACAAAUGUGAGUAAUAAAGUAUUCUGUAUUGUAUUUGCUGGCAGGACCAGGGAGUUGCUGGCUAUGUUUUUUUACAUACUGCCUGUUUGAGGCAGUCCUUGCUUAUGUUGGGAAAACGUUGCUGUAAGGGCAUAGCAGGAACCAAGGCUAGCAUUCUCUGUGUAUGCUAGAUAACUUUAGAUUAUUAUUUUUUAAAGAAACUGGGAUUGCUAGCUUUACUUUCUCUGAUGAAAUUAUUUCUAGAGGAUCCGAAAGUUCUUUAUGGGCAGAAUCCAACUUUGCACAAGUGGACUUCCAUUCAUGCAGUGGGACUUCACCAUCUCCUCCUUUUCCUCGCUCUGUGCAGUCCCAAAGUCUGCUCCAUUGGGCCCCCAACUCUCUGGAGCAAAAUUUGAGGGUGGGAGGGCUGCUGGGGGGAGAGCAGGGAAAGGCGAGUCCUUCCCACACACAGGCAGCUUUGGGUAUAAAUGUGUGUAAUUUGGCUGGCUCUCUGCUAUUUGAGGCUUGUAGUACAAGGUCAGGGAAUUGAAGCAGGCCAGCAGGCCAAAUCCAUAUCUCCCGUACUCCCCAUAGGUCAAUUCUGGCAGCUGGGUGGGGCUGCCCACCAGUUAGUCACCUAGCACCAUCCUCAUCGUUAUAUCAUCAGGUGAGGGCUUCAAAGGAGUUCCCUCUCAGCACUGAUCAAGUGAUGGGUGCUGAGAGAUCCCCUUUGAAGUCUGGUUGCAGCUGUGGUAUGGAUUCAGGCAUGCUUUGUAUCCAAACCACAGCUGCAACCAAACUUCAAAACAGCUUUCUCUCAAUGUCCCUCAGCUUAUGAGUGUGGAGAUUGGAACUUCAAGGAGUCUUGCUCUCUUUGUCCAUCAGCUGAUUGGGGCUGACAGUGAGCUAUACGCAACUGCACAUCGAGUUCACUGGUGUGGUGCUCCCUAGGGUAGCCAAUGCCAGGCACAUAUUUAUCUGUCCCAAACCUGGCAUCACACAUGUGGGGGAGUGGGUAUGGUUUGUGACCUAACUAGGCCUAUGGGCCUGAAAUUCCUUACUCCUGCUUUAAAAUGUGACUUUAAUUCCUAGAAAGUUUGCUUAGGAUCCAGCCUUAGUUGUUUUUAAAAAUGCAGUCUAUCAUUUUCUUUAAGUAAAGUAGACAAUCUUUUUUAUUAUGUAUUAUGCUAGAUAAUACUAAGAUUAGUUAAACUAAUCUUUGCUUCUUUUUCCCUUUAAGAUAACACUUACAAAUCUUAUAUCAGUUGAUGAAAGGUUGGUAUAUACGCCACACCCUGAGAACCCGGAAAAGUAAGUUGGAAUGUCUUUGACUUUCAGUAAAAAAAUAUGAUGAGGGGGAAGCCAUUUUGUACUGAUAGUUUCUGUCUUUCCCCUUACAGGACUUUGUUAACGCAAGAAGCAAUUAUUACAGUAAAAGGUGUUAGCCUCAGUAGUUACUUGGAAACUUUAAUGGCAAGCACAAUAUCUUCUAAUGCUAGAAAGGUAGGUGUGUGGCAUACUUUUACUGGGUCACAGUUGCUAACUUUCAGGUGGUUCAUUUAAAACCUAAAACUCAAAUGUUUAAGUGCAUUAUGCUAGCAUUGGUAUCCCAUAAGCCCAGGGUGCUUUCAAUUAUACACAAUUCACUGUAAGUCUUCAGGUCAGAUAAUGACUUUUCUUGUACUUGUGAUGGUCUGUAGAGCCAGUUGUGUAUUCUCAGUCCACAUGUAUUUCCUUUUAAGAUUCAAAACCAUGUAAGGUAUGAAGUCAGGAAAAGUGAUUGUUGGCUCUCACUGAGACAACAGCAGCUUACAGCUAGAAUGGGUGUAGGGGAGAUAGUGUCUGGUUGUGUGAUCAGAUUAGUCUGUCUUUCAGCUUGCAGUUCACAGAAUACCUUCUCAGUUUAGCUAUUGGAUUCCGCAGUGGGUUGCUUGAGACAAAUAGGUUUAUAUGGAAAGCAGGCAAAUCGUUUCCUUACUCUUUUCAGUGCUGAAAGCAGAGGGGAGAACUAAGGAGAUGUCAUAUCUGAACUUUCCCUCAUAACCCAGACACUUAUUAUGUACAGAUGUCUCUUGUUUUCUACUGUGUACGAAAUGGUGGGUAUGAGCACGUGUUCUAGUUGUCCUAUUUGUAGUGUUGGAAAGGGAACUUAUUCCACUUCUGAUGGGCAAUAAACCAAAUGCAUAUAUAGGCUGUUAGUAGCAGAAUAGGGGAUAAAUGAAAAGGAACUGUUCCCCUAAAUGCUAUGGGUGAAGAAGUUCUGCUAGAACACAGACUUCUGGCUGUGCAGUGGAACUUUCCAUUCCUUUCCCUGUGGGCCCUCAAAUCAAUCAAUCAAUCAAUCAAUCAAUCAAUCAAAUUUGUAUACUGUUCUUCAUGCAUAGAUCUCAGGGCGGUUCACAGCAUUAACCUGUUCUGGGAAUUCCCUCAACCCUCCAGAGUAUAUUUCAUAUGCAAGCACUCCAUGCAUUAAAAGAUACAGGAAGCUGAACUCCUGACCUCUUUAUCUGGCCCUCACCUCCCUCCUUGCCUUUCCUGCAGCUAGAAAACAACUAUCCUGUUGGAGUAAAGAUUAUUUCCCCCCUUGCCUAGAUGCAGCUGGGAUGGGGAUGGUCAACCCUGCCUCCAAAUAUGUUGUUUCAUCACCAUGCUCCAAAGCACCUUCCCCGUGCUGCGGUUAGGUUUGUAAAAAGGUUCCUAGUGACUCCGACCUAAUCGUGGCAGGCGGGGGGAGUGUUGUGUGUGGUGUGAGAGAGAGCAUGGCAUGGCCAUGCCCACUGCAGACACAGGGCCCUCAGAAAUGGGCUACGAGAGAACGUGACAGGCCCAUCCCUGUUCUCAGCCUGAAACAAUUCAGCAUGCUACACAAUAAACCCUUUAUUAAGUUCCGUGGGACUUCCGUGGGUACAUUGGGAUUUGACUAUAAAACAGCAAAUGAAUAACUCAGCCUUAUAAAGAGUAUUAUUAAGGGGGAAAUGAGCAUUUCAAGUAUUGUAAUCCUAAACAAAUAUUUCUGUUCUCAGUCCUCCAUGACUUCUGCACUUGUAUAACAAUAGAUUACCAAUACAUUACAGGUCUCAUUCAGGUGCUUUACUGUUUCUUCUUCAUUCUCUUUUAAUGCUAUAUAAUGCAGCCUGUUUUAACUAAGUUUCCUUACAGGUGAUCCCUCUCGCUUUACCUUUUCAACUUAGGGCCACUUCACACUUGCGUACUACCAGAUUUCUAGGCAGAAGUUGUAGGAUCUGGUAGCACGUCAAGUGAUCCCAAGUCUAGGAUGAGAUGCAUCUGUCAGAAGCAUGCAUGCUCAGCUUGCUUUUACCUAACUUACUCUACUGGGAUGCCUAUUUGUGUGUCUUCAGAAUCCUGCUUUGGCACUCAGUUAAACCUUUACAUGAUAUAAUUGCUUGUUACCAAUAUUUGAUAAGCGUGGUGCUUAACUAAGUCAAAAUCAAGGUAGGCUUAGUCAUAACUGUUACAUCCAUUCACUUUCAGUAGGUUUACUUGGACUUAGUUGGAUAUCACUCUCAGUUUACAAUGCUUGAUUUUCCUGUAGGCUCUUGAGAUUUACAAGACUGUGAUGGUGGAAUAACUUUUUGUCAUAAGUUGUACAUCUUUUCUGUGUUACUCCAGGGGUGGGAUGCUAUUGAGUGGACAAUUCAACAUUCUGACACUGUUCUAAGAUAGCAGUCUCUUUCUACAGCUGCAUUUUGUACUAAUUAGUGGUAAUACCGGCAUUUGUUACCUUGGUACAGCAUUUCAGCUUCUAGCAAAUCUGUGCAUGUUGUUGUCAUGUUACUUGAAAGCCUGCAUGCCUCGUAUAUAUACACACAUUGCAUAUAGAGGAACAGCACCCUUAUUCUUUAACUCUGGAAUUUGGGGGGCGUCUGUACUGUCUAAUGCUUUGACACAGGAAAAGGUUCUUAUGAACCUGCAUGUGUGGGCCACUAAUAAGGCCCACCUUCUGUUCUUUGGUAAAUCUCUUUUGAGUAAGUGGAAUACUGUUAAAAGAACUGCUGCACCUUGGCCCCAGAGUAUUUUGGAAGUAGGUGAAGCUCUGUACAACCAGUCCUCUUGAUCCAAUGCAUGGAAUGCUUUGGGGUGAAAUACUUGAGGUUGUUAACUAGUUCACACUACUGCUGGACUUAGCCUACAGUAUGGCAAUUCUUGCCUAUCAGUGUAGAAAUACAGUCCCAUCACUGCUUGGACAGAAGGGUUCUCAUUUAAAAGAAAGCAGUUUAUGAAGUCACAAUUAGAACAUUUGCACCUGUUUACUUGGUCCUUGUUGGUUUUUCCUUUGAGGCAGCUUAAAAUCUGUGCAAAAAGAACGCAAAAAGAAGAAACUGGUUUUCAAAAGUGCCAGCUAUUAAGCUUUAUUGUCGCUCAGCGCAUUUUGGAACUGUCAUUCCUCCCUCAUGGUGCCCUAUGGGCAGCAGAGCAUUUAUGUAAGUUGCUUCAGAAAGUCCAAGAUUGAUCCUGAAGAAGGAACUUCUGUUCUGAAACACAUUGUACUAUCAUAAACUCCAGCAGUUGGCACUUGUGAGAAUUGGGUUCUACUUUUUCUCUUCUUUGCAUUAUUUCUAGUGUCUGGGCCUCCCAUUGUUUAGUCGUGUCCGACUCUUCGUGACCCCAUGGACCAGAGCACGCCAGGCACUCCUGUCUUACUUUAUUUUAAUUAGGCAGGAAUCAUGCAAAACCUUUUGGCUGCAUUUGGCUGCAUAUUUUUGUUAUGAGCACAAGCCUCACUCUCUUCUCCCUGCAUUUUGUGAGGGGAGAUUAGAAGUGUUCACUUGCAGCUUUGCCCCAAGAUGGCCAACUGUGGUUUGCUUGUUUGCAAAACCGGGAUUGGAUCCUGGAUGUGGGGGAAGAUGAAUUGAACAUAUCAGUUUGUUUUCUCAUCCUGUUAUGGCAAACAACAAUUUGUUGCAGACUAGAAGUUGAAAUAGCUUCUCUUCCUCCACAUGUAAGUGGGGAACACGGGGAAAUAUAUGAACAACAAACCAUGAUUCGUUUUUUCACAUCUAAAAUCCAGGCUUUUAUCUAAACAUACACUAAUAUAUAAAUAGUUUUGCUAUAACAAAGCAGAUGUUUUUGUCUAAAUGCAUUGUUUUAAGAGGCAUUGCUAGCAUCUGUUUGACUUGCGGGGAACUUCAGUGACCACCUUUUUUCGUUCCUUGAGCUUGACUGCCAAGCUUGGAAACAGAUUAUUUGACUGUUGAUCCUGCCCUUAAAAGCCUCAAUUUUCAUUUGCAGAAUACAGUUACCAAACAUGCCUUAGUGUUGUGUAAUACUUAACUACUCCCAAUUUUGGAGUGUGUGUAUAUAUUACAAAAAAAAAGUAAACUCUCACUGUAUGUUUUCAGUUUUACCAUUAAGCCUGUGAAAUGUUUCAGAGUUUAAAAUUUUAUGCUCUCAAUCGUUUGUUAAGUAGUAACCACUGAAAUUAUGUCCAGUUCUUAACUCUCAUUCUGUAUGUUCAGUGUGCUACCACCAUGUACGUAAAUAUAUUAAAAGGUGCAUGCUUUAAUUGGAAAUAUGCUUGCUCAAGUCAUAUACUAAUAUGCUGUUUUAUGGUACAACAGAAACUCAGUAAACCAAUCCUCUGUCAGAUUGUUUUUGCUAGUUCCAUGCAUGUUAAAAAGAGCCCCGGUCUUUUUGGUCCAGCAUUUUGUUUUUAAAGGCUUGCCAGAUGUCUAUGGGAAGCAAAUAAGUAAGUCAUCAGCCCAAUAGACCACUCUAACUAAGGUCAUUUCAAACUCAGCAAAAUCGUUCAACAUGCUCAGUUACUAUAUAAACAAAUGACCAGUCUUCCCAAGGAAAGCUGGCCAGACUGGAUCAAACUUGACAUCUGCUCAAUUGUGUCACAUGCAGCUGUAUAUAUUGUUGUUCCUGAAAUAAUUACUGGCAUGGGGGAGUCUGAUGGGGACUUUUCCCAUUCAGAUCAUGGUGAGUGGGUGGAAAGAUAAGCCUCCUCUCCCUACUGGUUGCCUUCCCAGUGAGAAUAUGUCUCCCUGUGAAUGUAAUAUUUAAGAUGCAUACUACAUAUUAGGCAAAUGUCUAGUUUGGUCCUAAAAAACCCACAGAGUUCCACCCUCUCCUUUAAAGAAGCUGCAACCUAGUUCACCCCACCAAUGUGCUUAGAAUCUACUCAAACCAAGCUGCCAUUUCAUUUCUUAGAAUAUGUUAAGAUGUACGUGUGCUGUGCUUUAAGCCCCAACACUUGUAUUUAGUGUUAUAGCAUGGAGAUUUGUUGAUCAAAAGCACUUGGUGCAAUAAUUCCUGUUAGUUCCUAUCUCCCAUAGCAAUCCUGUGAAUUUCUUCAUUUGACAUGUCAUAUGUCUGUUAUUAGUGGGGCCCUUUUUUAUUCUUAUCUAAUGCUUUGAUUUUUAAAUCCAACUUGUGCAGUUUCUAAUGCUCAGAACUUCAUUCAGUUGAAGGAUUGGGUUAAAGGUGGUUAGUUCUGACCCGAGGCCAGGAAUGGAAAACACUUCAAACUGAAUGGUGUUUUCAAAAGUAACAAAUAAUUGAAGAAAUUCAAAUAAUUCUGGCCAAGUGCUUUGGGUCAUAUGCACACUACAGUCUUUUCUGCAGGAAAUCAUCCAGUAACAAUUACUAUAUAGUCCAGUAGCACCUUAGAGACCAACUAAGUUUGUUCUUGGUAUGAGCUUUCUUGUGCAUGCACAUGAAAGCUCAUACCAAGAACAAAUUUAGUUGGUCUCUAUGGUGCUACUGGACAAUUUUUUAAUUUUUUAUAUAUAUUUCUACUGUGUCAGACCAACAUGGCUACCUACCUGAAUCUAGAAUUACUAGAACUGUUUGGAGAAAAACAUGGUUGUGAUAUUCUUAGAAGCCCAGUAUAAGGUUACAGUGUAGAUAAGCCCAAAGGCUGUUUCUUCAAUCUAUUGGUUCAUUACACUUUUUAUUUCAAAACUAAGGGUGACUUCCAGUUAACUUGUUCCAUCAGCACAAGGAUUUUCACUUGCAGAAGGAAACUUCCCCCCUCUUCUUUCACUGUGCGUGCCCCAUGCCCUCCUCAAAUCUGCUUUAUAGGGUUGCGGGUACAGCAGAACAGAUUUAGGGGGGUGCCAGGGAAAGGAGAGGGGGUUAGUUCUGUUGUGCAUAUGGAAAUCUGCACACUGACAGAGCAAGCUAGUUGCUUUGUCACAGUUUAGAAACAACAACUGCAAAUAAUAUAUACAUCUCUCUCUCUUCCAGGAGUGUUGACCUGAGCUGUUAAGUUUACAGAUUUCAACUGAGCACAUUUGUAUCCAGAAAGAUUAUGUAACUGUCAUUUAAUCCAGUAGUGUUCUGUUUCAAUUAAAACAAGCAGCUAUAAAAAAAAAUAAGUUGGUAGUUAAAGCAGUCAUGGUGUAGUACAGGCUUAAAACUAACAGCAAUUUGGCUCGAAAUGUUAAGCUUUAAGCUAUUUAGUAUUCUGUACAAAUACCGUGUUCAGGCUUUUCAUAAUGCAGAUGUGCGCACAGUUUCACUGUAUAUUUAUGUUUCAAAGAAAUUAGCUAUAGUCCAGGUAAUAAGAGGAGAGGCGGUUCUUGAGCAAAGGUAUCUUUUGAUCACAUGCUAAGUGGCCUUAUGCAUCUGCACAAGUGAUUAGGCUCCUAGCCUGAAUACUUACGGAGGCUCUCACUUUUUUGCUGAGUUUCUCUACUUGAGCUUACUGAGGUUUUCUCCUCAGUUCCACUAGCGCAAGCACUUUUAACUAUGCAUGAGAACUUACCCUACCUGCACACCCUCUAAAUCUGCCCUGAAGGGUUGAGGGCAAACUAAAAAAAUAUUUAGAGGGUGCGCAGGUUGAAGCAGUUCCGUUGUGCAGCCAAGAGUGCUUGCACUGGUGCAACUGUUAAGUUGAAUACUGCCCAGCAUGUGUUUCAAGUUCUUCUUAUUUAGGUUUGCCAUCUGUAGCUGGUCUUUAGGCCCAGUUAAACUGAAUUCUUGCAAAAGCGGCGCUCUUGCUUUCUAAGUUGCUCUGAACUGAGCAUCAGUGAUGGUAAUUUAGUGUUUCAUGAUAGAGAGUAAACAGGAUGGGAAAGAAACCAUAAACUAUAGGUUCAUUAAUAACGUUCAUUAGGACUUGUAACAACUUUUCCACUGCUAGGAUGAAGCGGAAGAAAUUGAAGGGGGGAAAUAUUAUUGAUGGGAGAAGGGCUAGUAUUAGGCCUCAUGUCUGUUCUGUUGCAAUCUUACCAUGGUAAUGGAGGAAGCCACAGAAAUGUAAUAGAAAAAAUUUCAGGUUGUUCAGAGGCAUGCUAGGGAUAAGAAGCAAAUGAUGCUUUGCACUUUGAAAAAAGUGGGUAGUCAAAACUCUCUCUAGCACUGAUCCAAGUGCAACAGUCUCUUGUAAUUGUGCCUUGCUAGACAGAUCUAACAUUUGUACUCUGCAAAAGAGCUAGCUUGUAGUCUUGUAACUUUGUUGGCCUAUUAUUACUAAGAAAAAUGUAUUGUCUAAGCAGAUCACCCUUCAAUUUACGGUUUUCCUUGUUACAGAAGCAAAGGCGGACUAGAAUGAAAUAAUAUCAUCGUACAAAUUCAAUGGCACAAUUCAUUAUGAUACAUUCAUAAUUCAGAAGACAACAAAGCAGUUUGCUUUGGGAGAUCUUUUGGUGUCUGACAGAGGAAAGAUUUAGAAGUUUAACAUCAGUGUAUCUGGUCAACCCACUUAGCUCUUGUUCCUUCUUUAACAGGGUCGAGAAGCCUUAGAGUGGGUGAUUGGCGAACUAACUUCGACGCGAGAGAGCAUGAAGUCCGCAAUGGCAGCAGCUUCAGCGGAGGACUGA